Lemur catta (Ring-tailed lemur) is the source of this 1373-nucleotide messenger RNA. RefSeq names its product IDNK gluconokinase (gene IDNK). Lineage: Eukaryota; Metazoa; Chordata; Mammalia; Primates; Lemuridae. The transcript is spliced from 5 exons. Gene Ontology annotation, cellular component: cytoplasm. Bases 192 to 620 code for a protein of 142 amino acids. Gene Ontology annotation, molecular function: gluconokinase activity. The record is from RefSeq and is a predicted model, not a curated record.
GACCAGCAAGGAGGCCAUUCUGGCUGCGUGAGGGGAAGAAUGAUGGAGAUGAGGCCAGAGAAACAACGCAGGUGGAGAGAAGUGGUCCCGUGCUGCAGAUAUUUUGAAGAUCCACCGUGGGCGCCCUGCUGGCAUCCGAGCUGGGAUGGAAAUUCUAUGACGCUGACGACUACCACCCGGAGGAGAAUCGAAUGAAGAUGGCAAGAGGGAUUCCGCUCAACGACCAGGACAGGAUUCCGUGGCUCUGCAAUUUGCAUGACAUUUUACUAAGAGAUGUAACCUCAGGACAGCGUGUGGUUCUAGCCUGUUCAGCCCUGAAGAAAAUGUACAGAGAUAUCUUAAUAAGAGGAAAAGAUGGUGCAGCUCUGAAGAGUGAGGAGUUGGGAGAGGAGAAGCCAGGUGAUGUGCAGCUCUUCGUGGUCCACCUGAGCGGGUUGUUCGAGGUCAUCUCUGGACGCUUACUCCAAAGAAAGGGGCAUUUUAUGCCCCCUGAGUUACUGCAGUCCCAGUUUGAGACUCUGGAGCCCCCAGCAGCUCCAGAAAACUUUAUCCAAAUAAGUGUGGACAAAAAUCUUCCAGAGAUAAUUGCUACAAUUAUGGAAACUCUAAAAACAAAAUGAAAAUCGUUUUGUAGCCAUGGUCCGGACAGAAUUAGGCAUAAAUCUCUAUCCCAUCCCAAACAUUGUUCCAGUCUCCUGGCCCUUGCGGUAUUCUAAAUUCUUAUGGUGAACAAACCGCAAUGUGUCAACUUGUUUGGAUGUAUUUUUAGGAAUCAUGUGCUGGCACAUCCAGAGAAGAGGAGAGGGAGUUUUAAAAGUCAAGUUUAAAUUGAAGUUUAAAUCCAUCUGUGACCCAAUCAAAUGAUCAGAGGAAAUUCUGUAAUCAACAAUGGAAAUCAUGUUUAGAACAUUCUUGCUCAUGCCUAUAUUGGUACAAAUAAAGGAAACUUGGCGAUUCCCUGGAAAUUGGUCUCAGGAGCAGAAACUUGUACAAAAUCAGCCUCCCACCAGCAAGUCUCCUCACACCACGCACCUCCCAAUCCUCUCUCUGUCCUGGAGCUGCGGUUCAGAGCAGUGGCUCUUACGCUAAGGUCCCAAAAGGUAGUACUGGGACAAGCAAACUUUGUCCAGUUCCUCAAACAGCCCAAUGCAAAUAUGUUCACCAGCAGCAACGCCAGGUUUCUUGCCUUUUGGCUAAAAUUAUGUCAACUCGAAGCGGGAACUCUGUCUCUGCUGAGCACUUGUGAGAUACAUAGAUAUAAUUUAAACAUAGAAAAGUUAAAAAUUCCUAUGUGAAAGGUAGAGUUUGGUCAACAAAAUUUGGUAUGAUAAUAAAAGGACUCAUUUUGGUAGAAUAAAGAUUGAAAACAAUUA